This is a messenger RNA of Microbotryum saponariae, 5976 nucleotides long. Lineage: Eukaryota; Fungi; Basidiomycota; Microbotryomycetes; Microbotryales; Microbotryaceae. The record is from the annotation of a GenBank genome assembly.
AUGGCCGAACCCACCGACACGUCGCGAGACACCACCGCCCCCGUCCGCGAAGACCCCUCGCGCGCGAAUCCGCCUAAGUCCCCGCCGACGCAUUCGCCGCACCCGCUCCAGGCCGCCGCCGUCAUCACGUCCCUUGAAUCCCGCCUCGCAGAAUCGGAAGCCCUGCGCCGCGACUCGGAGACACGCAUCCGCAAAUUGGAGCAGAUGGUGGAACGAUUGAUGAGAGAAUCCACCGCACCUGCUGGGGCGCAGGUCGGGGAGGCUCUGCCGGUGAGACCGGUCCCCCUGGACGUCCCCCCGCACACAUUUUUGGGACGCCCGGGAGCUGCCGCUGACCCCCUUGCUCGUACCCCUGGGGGGGAAUCUCACAGCGGAAUUAGGGACGGCCCUUCCUCGGCGGUGAUUAGCUCUCGUUGGAGAGGGACAUUGCCGGACCGGGAAGGGUUAUGGACCGGAGAUCAUCCGGAAAGGUUGGUGAUUUUCACUGCGUUUGGGGAGUCGUAUCUUUCUCUCUUGUGCGACAUCUCCACCUCCGACCUUUUCGACACGAGCCGAGUGAUCCAGCUUGUGGCGACGCUAUUUUUUCGUACGACAACCCGACAGCGCCGCCAAUCCCCGCUCGAUUGGGCCGUCGAGGCGAUGAGGGACGCGCUUGGAGAAGGGCGCCCUCAUUGUUGGACGUCGCUCAUGAAGGCAGUGGGACGUCGUUGGCCCGACCCCGGGUUCGCCGAUAGAGUGGCUCAAGACUUCCACGGAUGUCGCCAGUCGUCGUCUCGGGCUUACGACCAUGUCGGGGAGUGGCGGGCGCGGUACCGUGCCUUCGUGCACGACAACGAUAGUUUCACCCUGUCGCCGCUUCAGCUCGCCACGACCUUCUACCAAUCGCUCAGUGACUCCUCCAAGCGGGAAGUGCGGGCGGGAAUGUUACGUGAAUACCACGACAACUCGCUGGUGACAAUUGGGCGAUUCGGACUGAAGGUCCCGUCCAUCGACGAGAUUACCGAGUGGGCCGCUAUCGCCGACGACAUUUCUCCUCCGCCUUCGGUUCCGACCCCACCAAGCCGCACCGCGACCUAUGGCGCGAUCGUCAAAGCUCCCCGAGUGAGCCCACCUGCGACCAACACGCCCACCGUCGACGAGAGGUUCCCGAUCCGACGAGCUCGAUGGGUCGACCGCGCUACUAAGUGGCAGCAAUCGCACUUGUGGAAGGACCGCUCCACCUGGUUUUCCCCGGCGCCCAGCGGGGUACCCACCAGCAUGGCUUGCUUCAACUGCGGACGAGGCGGUCAUUUCUCGCAGCACUGCACCGCGGAGCGUCAAUCCCCGGUCGCCGUCCAACUCUCAGCGGUCGCUGUGGCCGACUUGGAUGACGAAGAUUGGUCCUCGGUCGCAGGUGGUGACGAGGAUCCCGAGGUGAGAGUCCCCAUUUCACUCGAGCGUGUUCAGACUCGACCUUUGAGUUCCGUUUCCGCUUCAAUGACGCGCCCUUCUUGCCCUCCCGCAGACCCCGUUGGCCGAAUGAAAGAAGGGGCUUCUUCUUCAGUCGACGUCGAAGUCUCAUCAAGUAAUCCGCAGCCAACCGCGCCGGCAAGUGAUGCAGAUCUACGUCGUCUUGCCGAUGACUCGACCGACUCUGCGUUUGACGCGGUGGAAGACGUCCCCUCUUAUGCUGAUGCCGCGUCGCGAAUGCGGCGAUACUGGGGGCCGGAGGUGGUGUCGUCGCGCAAAGCGGAGAGGACUGCAUCGGUGAGCUCUGUUCGUGUUCCGGUGCCGUUGGGGGUUUCUCUCUUGGAGUCCGACACGCCCCUGAUCGACGUCGACGACUUCGCCCGACCCGCCGAGCCCGCGAUUGUGCGCGCCCGCAAUAUUAUUGCGUGGACGUUGCCGUCUGGGCGAACGCUGCGUUGCCUCGUCGACUCUGGUUCGGAAGUGGACUUGGUGGAUCAGGAUGUCGUGCGAACAGACCCGAGUUUCACGACGUCCCGCCUUACCGCGCCGCUGCACUUGCGCCUCGGCACUCGCGACAAAUCUGACCGCUGCGCCGUGUUUGCCAACGCCCUCUUCACGUCCGGUUCCCUCGACCUCGGCUUGCGGGCGUUUUUCAUUUGCCGUGUGACGGCAUAUGAUGCUAUCCUGGGUUUGCCGUUUCUGAAGGACACCGGCAUGCUGGUAGGCUGGGGCGUCUUCACCGUCGCACGGCCGGGCCCUUCGCAGCCGGUCGCCAAGGGCACUCACGAGUGGGAUCGCGCAGUCACGGUGGCGCCCAUCUGCUCCGGCUCUGCCAUUGGCUACGAUCACCCAGGGUUGCUUCCUGACGACGAGAUCAUUGGCCUCGAGCCGCACAACCCUCUACUGGAUGUCGUCGACGACCCGGCGCUCGAGGAUUUGUCUGAGUCCGAAGCACGAACACGAUUGGCUGCCUUACUCGAGAAAUACUCUGAUGUGUUCGUAGAUUCGCUCCCAAUGGACCGACUCCCGCCUUAUCGACCCGUCAAUCACGAAAUCCCUUUGAUCGACCCCAACGAGAAGGUCAAGCCGAGGGUCUAUCCCCUUGCCGACAAAUAUCGUAGCCAGUGGGCGGAGCAUUCAGCUAAGUACACUCGCGGUCGCUUCUGGGUUUCUGGUCCGAUCGACUCUGCGGCUCCGGUCUUCGCCAUUCCGAAAAAGAACUCCCAGACCGCUCGCUUUGUGAUCGACCUCCGCGCUCGCAACAGCAACACCGCCAAGCGUUUUUCACCUAUCCCCGACAUGACCAGUGUUCGCUACGAAGUGGCACGUUCGCGCUACCGGUCCAAAUUCGACGUGGCCGCAGCGUUUGAGCAGGUGCGGGUCAUACCCGAGCACGUCGAUCGCACCGGCUUCGCCACGGUCACGGGCACGUACACGUCGCGGGUGAUGCAGUUUGGGGACACCAAUGCGCCCAACACCCUGAACUUGUUGACAUCGGCGAUGUUUCAGCCGUGCCUCUCGUUUGCCAAGAUCUUUUUCGACGAUGUUCACGUCCAUUCCGAUACUCGUCGCGCGCACUUAAGACACAUCGAGAUUUUGCUGAUGACACUGCGACAUUAUCGGUUCUACUUAGGAUCCAACAAAUCCGAGUGGUUCUCAAAGUCGUUAGAUUCCUUGGGCGCGAUCAUCUCCGACGACGGCAUCGAGGUCGACCCGGCCAAGUGGGAGCGUAUCCGACAGUGGCCGACUCCACACAACAAGACCGACGUUCAGCGUUUCCUCGGCACCGUGAAUUGGAUGCGAGAUCACCUGCCCCACCUCUCGAUCACCUUGGAGCCCAUCACCGCAUUAUUAGCGCAAUCGACGUCGUGGCGUUGGAACGAGCGCGAGCAGCAGGCCUUCGACACCGUCAAGUCCCUCGUGCCAGCAACACUGCGACCGAUCGACGGCGCUAAGGUCACCUCCGGCGAGCACAAAAUCUACUUGUUCACCGAUGCCAGUCGUGUUGGCAUUGGCGCUUGCCUGGCCUCGGGCCCCACUCGUUCGCAGGCCAUUCCUACGCGAUUCUUCUCCGCUAAGUUCAAUGGCGCUCAGCUCAAUUAUCACGUCACUGAUAAGGAGUUCUUAGCCGUCGUUUCGGCGUGUCGGGCGUUCGAGCAGCACUUGAUCGGUUACCCCUUCGUCAUCGUCACCGACCACCAAGCCCUUCGCACGAUUAAAACGCAGAAGUUACGCCAAACACCCCGGCACAUCCGCAUGUGUCUCGAACUCAGCCGUUUCGACUUCGAAUUCGAAUUCAUUGCGGGCAAGAACAACUCCCUUGCCGAUUCGUUGUCACGCUUGUGGGAAGUCAAGGAGGGAUCGCCCGAGGAUCAGGUCAAGGAGAAUGAGUUGGAGGAUAUGUUCUUUGAUGGAGAACGCCACGGAUUCACUACACACGGUGAGAGCCUCCCUGAGGAACGUCCUUACACCUCACCAUCUCCCGAUCGGUUGCCUCCUGUUGAUUUUGCCUUCGGGCCCCAACGCGACGAUUGCGAGGCAGGCUCUCCCGGAUACUACGCGCUCAAGGACGAAUCGCAAGACGAGGACGUGAAUGGACGGGAUUUAGGGAAUUUGUUCUUGAAGGAAGAAUGCCACGAGUUCACUACACCUGGUGAGAGCCUCCCUGAGGAACGUCCUUACACCUCACCUUCGCACGAUCGGUUGCCCCCUGUUGAUUGUGCCUUCGGGCCCUGGGAUCACGGCUACGACGCAGGCUCUCCCGGUUCCCAUCGUCUGGCCGAGAACAUUAUGGACGCCGUCGACUCUUCUACCGGUCCCCUUUCUCCUCCCAUCGCCGUCAAUCGAGUUCAUGCUAUCGCCGCGGCCCCCGCCAACGACGCGCCCAUUCCAGUCGAUGCCGACGCCGAUGAACUCGACUUACUGGGAGCCGCCGCCGAUGAGGUCAACGACGCCCCUGUAGUCCAUCGACCGCCCGACCCGCUACCGCAACCUUUCCUCGACGCCGUCAUCCGAGCCUACGCCCACGAUUCGCAAGCCCAAGUCAUUGUUGACGACCCGCUGUCAUGGCCGAUGUUUCGGGUGACCGAGGAAGGGAGGAUCUUGCGUGUACAUCCAGAUGAGUCUCUUUCCCUGUUUGUGCCUCGCGGUCUCGCUACCGGCGUUGUCGACUCCGACAAGCUCCCAUCGCUGCGCGAGCUCGUGCUUUCGGAGAUCCAUCGGAGCGUCGGGCACGCGGGACAUCGCAUCACCUUGGCCGCCAUACGUCCUUUGUAUUGGUGGUCGUCCAUGUCUGCCGAUUGCGCCAAGUUCUGCCAUUCAUGCGAAGAUUGUGCCCGAGGCAAAGCGUCCACUCAAGUCCCUUAUGGCCGACUGCAUCCGAUGCCGAUCCCUUCUGGCCCAUGGGAACAAGUGGCCAUCGACUUCAUGACGGGACUGCCUCCGGUCGAGUUCGAAGGGAUGAUGGUCGCUCAAAUCAUGGUGGUCACUGACACUUGGGGCAAGAUGGUCCACCUGAUUCCCCUCCCAGCCGACGCCGACUCCGAGCUCGUUGCCGACAGGUACUACGCCACCAUCUUUCGACUGCAUGGGACGCCUUCCGCCAUCGUUUCCGAUCGCGAUCCCAAGUUCACCUCGCAGUUUUGGCGAGCAUUGCAGGCGAAGGUCGGCACCGUCUUGCGGAUGUCAACAGCGGCGCACCCAGAGACCGACGGAUCGAGUGAGAACCGAAUCAAGAUGGUCACCCAAACCCUGCGCAUCAUGGUGUCGUCAAACCACGAGGCUUGGGCAUCUCGUCUUGUUGAAGCUGAGUUCGCUCUUAACUCUUCCGUUGCUGUUUCCACGUCUCUGUCGGCUUUCGAGGCGACUUACGGUUACCUUCCUCGACGCUGGCCCACCGAUUCCUGGUCUGUCUCGGACGUCCCGCGUGCGGAAGCGUUUGCCCGAAUCCGACAGUUACGGAAUCUCGACGUCACGGAUGCGAUCAUUGGUGCACGCCUCGAUCAGACUCACCAGGCCAACAAGCAUCGACGCCCGGAUGAUCCCGCCUUUCGGACCGGCAGUUAUGUCUAUCUUUCGACCAAGAACCUGGCAGUUCCUGAAGGGAUGAAGUCGAAGUUGUUGCCGCGCUACAUUGGUCCUUUCCGUAUCCGAGCGGCCAUUCCAGCGACGUCCAGUUACGACCUCGAGCUUCCCCCAGCAAUGUCGCGAGUGCACAGUCGCUUCCAUGCUCGACUGCUUCGCCCCUAUGUUGAGAACGAUGCUGAGAGGUUCCCUGGGCGUGACCCCGCAGUUCUUUUUGUUGAAGAUGUAGCCGACGCGGCCGACAACUCCGCCAUUCCGGAACGGAUUGUUCGCGAUCGUCGGAACGCUCGGGGCAAUCGUUCGUUCUUGGUUCGAUGGAUUGGCCGUAAGGACAUCGAUGACACUUGGAUGUCAGAGCAGUCCCUCCGCUUCGACCAUCCAUCCCUACUCGACGCCUACCUGGCACAACUCGAUCGCUCAAAUCGCCGCCUGUCCUCCCGGUAG